Messenger RNA from Medioppia subpectinata, 979 nucleotides. Lineage: Eukaryota; Metazoa; Arthropoda; Arachnida; Sarcoptiformes; Oppiidae. The record is from the annotation of a GenBank genome assembly.
AAAUGACUGAAAAAACCCUAAAAUUAGUGUUAAAUGAAUAGAAAUCACUGUUUUUUCACUGAAAAUGACAGACAUUUUUGACACUCAUUUGCGAAACAAGAAAAUCGUUUGACAUUUCGCUCACAUCUCGUGUCCACUCAUCUCUUCCGACCAAUGUUUGGCCGCAUCUGAUCCCACAGUGAAGACCGUUAUUGCCAUCACUCACGACAAUACAUACGCUCACACUUUGUCUCACUAAUUGAGAGACCGUUACUCACGAGUGGUGUCAGAGGGGGGAGAGAGAGAGAGAGAGAGAGCCGACUCGGAAGCGAUGGACGAUUUGACAAAAGUGUUACGAAUCGGCAAUAAAAACGAUAUCAACCAGAAAUUGCAACAAUUCGUGAAUCAGUUUGGCAAUCAGUUUACCAUCGAUGACAGCCUUCAGCACAAGAAGUCGUUGGCCGAGUGUCUGUUCCGUUUGCUUCGGGACCCGGAGUACGUCUCCCAACAGUCGCUAUGCCUUCAAGUGUUGCGAAUACUGACCAGAGAUAAGACCAAUUUGGGCGAAGUGUUUACCGCCGACCGAAUCGAAACAGCGCUUCACUUAGCGAUGCUCGUCGGCGAAGAGGAGGCCUUCAUGACCGCCAACAACACCCGCUUCGACCCGCAAGUGGUGGUCGAAGCGCAGAAAUGUCUCUGUAAUCUCAUCUACAACUCCCACACCAUUCAGAAACUGUGCGCUAAUAACUCGUGCAUUGAGGGCAUUAUGUUGAGACUCCGUAUGCAUCCCGACCCACAACUACCCCAACUGGUGAAGUACUUCGAUAUGCGAAUGCUUUUCCUAAUCUCCGCGCUUUGCGCCGAAGUUCGGCCACGAAUUCGGGACGAAUAUCACGGACUCAUAUACCUUAUGGAAGCCAUUGAUCUCAUACUGAAGAACAAUUCGGAGAAUUUGGCCGAAAAGGUUCCGAACAAAAACAAGCGCCGCUCGAAGGGCUCC